AUGUUGCUUGGGCAGGAGGCAAGAUAUCCCCCAAGAGCCAAGAUGCGGGUGUGCUGGUUGGUGAGACAGGACAGCCGGCACCAGCGAAUCAAACUUCCCCAUUUAGAAGCUGUUGUGAUUGGUCGAAGCCCGGAGACCAAGAUCACAGAUAAGAAAUGUUCCCGACAGCAAGUACAGUUGAAAGCGGAGUGUAACAAGAGAUAUGUCAACGUUAAGCAGAUGGGGGUCAAUCCCACCAGCAUUGACGCAGUCGUCAUUGGGAAGGACCAGGAGAUGAAGCUGCUGCCUGGUCAGGUUCUCCACAUGGUGAAUGAACUUUAUCCAUACAUGGUGGAGUUUGAGGAGGUGGCAGAGAGCCCUAACGUGACACAGAGGAAGAGAAAGAGGUCAGACUGUGAUAGUCAGGAGAUGGAAGCUGAGUCUGGGGCCAGCCCCAGCCAGUGCUCUGUGCCCCCUAAGAAGGGCAAGCAUGGAGCCACCAAGGAGGAAUCACUGGGCCACUGGAGUCAAGGCUUGAAGAUAUCUAUGAAAGACCCCAAAAUGCAGGUUUACAAGGAUGAUCAGGUGGUGGUGAUUAAGGAUAAAUACCCCAAGGCCCGGCACCACUGGCUGGUCUUACCAUGGGCCUCCAUUUCCAGUCUGAAGGUUGUGACCAGUGAACACCUCGAACUUCUCAAACACAUGCACGCUAUAGGGGAAAAGGUGAUAGCAGAUUUUGCUGGAUCCAGCAAACUGCGCUUCCGACUGGGUUACCAUGCCAUUCCCAGCAUGAGCCAUGUACAUCUUCAUGUGAUCAGCCAGGAUUUUGAUUCUCCUUGCCUUAAAAACAAAAAGCACUGGAAUUCUUUCAAUACAGAAUAUUUUCUGGAGUCACAAGCUGUGAUCAAGAUGGUUCAGGAAGCUGGCAGAGUGACUGUUAAAGAUGGGACUUGUGAACUCUUGAAGCUGCCUCUCCGUUGCCAUGAGUGUCAGCAGCUGCUGCCUUCCAUCCCACAGCUGAAGGAGCACCUCAGGAAGCACUGGGGCGGGUGACACUUGCCUUGGUGACCGAGUGCAGCGCUAGCAUCGUUCUGCAUUGCCUGUGCUCCGUUCAGUCCUGAACUAAAGCUUGCAGCUCUUCAAAACAAAGCUUAUUAUUCUUGAGUGACCACACAGGGUGACUCUGGGUCAGGAACUGGGAAUAUGGGUUUGUAUGGUAUAUUUUCUGGUAAUGGAGGAUGAGACAUGCCUGACCACCCUUCCCAGGACCAUGUCAGGCCUGACUAAUAGGAGGGCAGAGUCAGCUUGAGGUUCAAAUACAAGAUGUAGAAGCAGAGGACUGGUAAUGUAUUUGUUCCUACCUUUGCCCCCGGAUCAUGUUCUAUCUUUUUAUCAAGAUAGCUGAGGUUCUGAGGGGGCCUGGUUCCUGCUCUAUGAUAUUCCUCUUCCCUCCAUGAGGAGGCUUUCAAUCUACUGUACCAGGCUGAGUGCCUGGGUGAACAUAUGUGGCAGUCAUCUGCACAGAGAGAUACUUUGUGUAUGACUGUGCCAGGGAACAGGAAGUGGUAAUAUUGGGCACAGUAUGAUAACAGUACAGCCUGUGCUGAGGGCAGCCUGGGGCAGUGUGAACUGCCAGUAAACAGUACAGCCUGUGCUGAGGGCAGCCUGGGGCAGUGUGAACUGCCAGUAAACAGUACAUCCUCUGCUGAGGGCAGCCUGGGGCAGUGUGAACUGUCAGCGAACAGUAUAGCCUGUGCUGAGGGGCAGCCAUGUACAGUGAUGCCAGUAAACAGUACAGCCUGUGUUGAGGGCAGCCUGGGCAGUGUGUGUUAUUAGCUUCAGGCAGAUUUUACUGAGGCUUCAGCCAUUGCUCUUGAGAAUUACAGAACAUUUAACUAAACUUCAGAUAAUGUAUCUUAGAAAAACAAUGUUGCAAAAUAGUUCAUUUACUUUCCACCUGAUACAAUAUAGUUUAGCACAUCAGUAUUAAAAUGAGUAUUUGCUGUAAA
Rattus rattus (black rat) is the source of this 1988-nucleotide messenger RNA. It is a transcript of the gene Aptx, whose product is annotated as aprataxin. Gene Ontology annotation, molecular function: protein binding; mismatched DNA binding; single-strand break-containing DNA binding. The coding region runs from base 1 to 1032 and encodes 343 amino acids. The record is from RefSeq and is a predicted model, not a curated record. The transcript is spliced from 8 exons. Gene Ontology annotation, cellular component: nucleus. NCBI's taxonomy places the organism in Eukaryota, Metazoa, Chordata, Mammalia, Rodentia, Muridae. Gene Ontology annotation, biological process: double-strand break repair; single strand break repair.